AUGACACUGACAAUUCCAGAAGAAUGGAAACUCGACAACAGGAUCGUCCAAAAAGCUGGAAACUGUGUGUUGGAUGUUCCAAAGCUAGUACUAAGCACCGAGGAGCUCAACAUCACCGAUAUGUCUGCUAGCUCGCUCCUCAAACGUCUACAAACCGGAGAGCUAUCAAGUUAUACUGUGACAAAAGCUUUCUGUCAUCGAGCCUGCAUUGGGCAUCAACUUACCAAUUGUUUGACUUCGCUUUUUUGUGACGAGGCGUUAUCGCGAGCAAUUGAGUUGGAUAAUCACUUCAAAGAACAUGGCCCAGUCGGGCCACUUCACGGCUUGCCUGUAUCUUUCAAAGAUGCAUUUCUCAUUAGAGGCCACAAAACCACGUUUGGGUAUUUGUCUUGGAAGGAUAACGUUUCAGAGAGGGAUGGUCUUCCGGUUUCAAUAAUGAAAAGUCUUGGAGUAGUCCCUUUUUGCCAGACGAACAUUGCUCAAGGAUUGUUGUCGGUUGAAAGCACAAACAAUAUCUUUGGAACAGUUCUGAAUCCACACAACACCAAUCUCACUGCCUCUGGAAGUAGUGGAGGAGAAGCAGCUCUGGUUGCAAUGAAAGGGAGUCCAUUUGGUAUGUGUACCGAUGCAGGUGGCUCCAUAAGGUUACCAGCCAGUUCCAACGGUGUAGUCGCAGAUAGGUCCAGUAUCAGGAGACUUAGACUCCAUAGAAAUUUGGUUGAAGGCUAUGAUAGAGGCAGAUAUGUCCCGUUACGACUUUCGGUGCCUGCCUUCUUUUUGGAGAGCGGCAGCGCUCCCGCGGAAGUAUCGUAUUGGGUUUCUUUAUCAGGACGGCAUUACUGA
Ogataea haglerorum is the source of this 843-nucleotide messenger RNA. RefSeq lists its product as uncharacterized. The coding region runs from base 1 to 843 and encodes 280 amino acids. The record is from RefSeq and is a predicted model, not a curated record. The transcript is spliced from 2 exons. Lineage: Eukaryota; Fungi; Ascomycota; Pichiomycetes; Pichiales; Pichiaceae.